AGACCGGGCAAGCGUUCUAAUCCUCUCGGACGGCGAACAGAGGCAGACUCGAUUAAUAGUCGUGCUCGUGAGAGAAUCGACGAGCGUCCUUGGUGUCUUCGAGUUGCGCGGGAGCUUGAAAUCUAUCGUUGACUGUUUGAACUCGAACGCGUCUGACGCGGAACGUCGACGUCGAUGGACCGAGCUGGUCGUGCAACCAUAGGAAUCGUCGCGUCAUCGAGCUUAAAUUUGGUCUUGGAGUGAAAGAUAAUUGAUUAAGAGAUUGUCAUGUGAGGAAUAACGUUGUCAAAGGGUAGAGAAGAUCCGAUCAAGUCGUUCGUUCCGUUCGUUUUUGAUCGCGUCUAAGUGUACGACCGAGGGCCUUUCAUUCUCUUUGCUUGUUAGCGAAAGAUUAAAGAAAUAAGUAUGAAGCCAAGCGCUAUAGUUCUCUUGUUAUUUCUCUGCGUGCAAUUUUUAGCCUCGGAAUCGAAGCUAAGAAGUCAACAGGCAACGGCUGUUGAGGCGACGGACGAAGACGACGACGAUUGGGAUGACGACGAGGAUGACGAUGACGAUGACGAUGACGAUGAUGAUAAUGAAAGUUAUCAUCCGAAACCUGAGAUCGAUGACGAUGGUCGUAUAUAUAAGAAUCCAAGGAAUUCACCGUCCGCUAUGUGCCCACGGGAUCAGGACCAAGCUGAUCUCUUGGGACAGAAGUGCCUGAGGAAAUGUUCUACCGAUGAAGAUUGCAAAAGUAAAAAGAAGAAAUGUAGAUGCGACGGUGCCUGUGGUAUGUCCUGUAUCAAACCCGAAAGAGAGUGUCCACCUUUGACUGAAAUCGAACAUGGAGCGGUGACCGUCACUGGACGAUUUUUCGGUGAUCGGGCAAAUUAUGCUUGCGAACCAGAUUACUUCACCGUCGGCUUGUCCGAAAGAACUUGCCGUGCCGAUGGACAUUGGACCGGUACUACGCCGUCCUGUAAGAAGGAUCAGAAUUCCUUCUGCUCGCAGCCGCCCAAAAUAAAAAAUGCACGUCACAAUGCGUUGCUCGAACAAACGACUUAUGAUCUAGACAGUAUGGUCCAAUAUUAUUGUAAUCAUGGAUAUGUCACCACAGGUGCACGAAAGUCUAAAUGUCUUAUGAUGAAUGGUAUCGCUAGUUGGUUCGGUCCUGAUAUUACCUGCGAACCACAAAAUUGUGGUUCACCGGCGGACAUCGCUAAUGGAUGGCACGCUGGUGAAUGUUACACGUACGAUUGUCGCGUGUCCUAUCACUGUGCGAACGAAUACGAAUUGAUUGGUCGAGCUGAAAAGAUCUGUUUGGCGGAUGGUACAUGGAUGCCUAAAGAGUCACCGCAAUGCGUUCAAGUAACUUCCGUACAAUGUCCUAAACCAGAAAAUCCUGAGAAUGGAAAAGCUGUCUAUACUUCCUACGCUUAUAACUCCAUAGUCUCUUAUGAGUGCAAAUACGGUUAUACGGUUGUGGGAGCGGCGACCAGACGUUGCGGAGCAGAUAGAAAAUGGGCAGGAAAAACGCCCACCUGUCAAGAGAUUAAUUGCGGUUCGCCGGGGGUUCUUUAUAACGGUUGGAUAGAAAAUAUCGAAGCAGGUACUGGAUUAGGUGCUAGCAUAAUCUUUCGUUGCAACGAUCAUAUGAAACUCGAAGGUAAUGCUUCUUCCGUAUGUCAAAUAGACGGUAAGUGGCGUUAUCCUUUGCCCCAGUGUUUGGCUCCCUGCGUUGUACCCCAAAUUGAAAAUGGACAUAUAACUGUGGCUAGUCACGAGAAGGAUCAUAUAAACAAUGUUACCGUCGUAGAACACGGCGAGAGAUUGUUGGUAUCUUGCGUGAAAAAUUAUGAAUUCGCAGCAAACAGUACACCAGUCGUUUGCAAUAAUGGUACUUGGUCGAUAGUACCGAGUUGUUCACCUGCCAGAUGCAAGCGAAUGCCAAAAACACCGAAAAAUGGAAUGGUCAUAGCUCCUAAAACGGAUCAUGGUAUGAAAGCUGUCUUCAAGUGUAAGGAUGGUUUUGAAUUAGUCGGAGGUGGUCCAUUAAAUGCUUCUAUAUCCGUGGAAUGUCAAUAUGGCAAUUGGACUGGUGACAUACCUCAUUGCGUUCAAGUAUUUUGCCCGUUUCCUGGUUUCAUUGAAAAUGGCAAAGUCUUUCUGGUUGGCAACAUGGGUGUUUACGAUUAUCGGCCAUACGUCAGGAAGGUUGUUAACAACAAACAGAUCAUGUACGACUGUGACAAGGGUUAUGUACUCGAUGAAGGACCUAACGGUGCUACUUGCAUCGGUGGAAAUUGGAGUCCUAAAGAAUUACCCAAAUGUAUUCCGGGUCAGCAUCCUAGACUGAGGUGGAGUAGACGUCGAAGGUCGAUAACCGAUGCCACUGAGGAAGACAUUGCGGCUAAUUACAAGAAAUUUAUCGAGUUUUUCAGGAAGGUCGGUAAGAAGUUACUACAUUUGGAAUCGAUCAAAGCGCGUGAUCACGAGAAACGUCCUACUGGUUUCAAUGGAUCCUCGAAAGAAAAUGACGACGGUACAAAUUCGACUACUAUGUCCUUGCAAUGGAAGAAACAUUCCAACCACGGUAAUGGUACUUGGAAUCGUGACGAAAAGAUCGUCGAUUUCUUAAGAAUGGUUUAUAAGAAAUUAGAACGUAUGGAUGCAAGACAACCAAAAAAUAAUACCAAUGGCAGUAUGCACGAAUUAUUAAAUGCCAUGAGUAAAAAUUUCUUUCACGUUGAUUUGACCGAAUCAAGGAAAAAUGGAUCGGGCAGGGGUCGAUCUGUUUUCGAAAUAAGAAAUCAAAGAGAGUUUAUAAGACUGAAGAGAGAAUUCGAAAGGAUUAUGAGAUUUUAUAAUAAAUCCAUGAGAUGGAACGAGAAACAGAAUCGCAAGGAGUCCAGAAAGAAGAGCGGCCAAUCUCACGGUGAGAAGAAUAAAAAAUCCAAGGAUAAGAAAAAACGUAAGAAGAAUUAUUACAAAGGUUUUUACGAUUUUGUAAACAGUUACGUGUCCGAGAAAUUGUCCAUGUUAGAGGCGCGUAACGCCACUGAGGAAUUAAUUAAAAAAAUGAAGAUCGAUAAGUUCACCGUGAGAAAUGGUACUGCGUUCACUGUUGGCGAGAUGUAUGCAUUUUUCAAACAUAUCAUAGAAAAUAAAUUAAAUACGACGGAGGAAAUCUCGAUGACGGAGACAACGACGUUCCUUGUGCCAACGUCGGAUAUCGAUUUUAAUGAAAAUGGAACAUCGACGACGUCCACCAAAGACAAUUUGGUCUUGAACAAUGAGAUUCCAAUUAAGGAAGGUGCACCAAAGCAUCGUAGCAAACGUAUUAGAAAUGCUUCGGAAGAUACUAAUGUUACUCGUCAAAAAAGGAAGCUCCUUUCUUUGAAGGUGUCAUCUAAUCUUCAAACGGGAUCGAAGAUCAAAGAGGAAGAAAAUUUCAAGGAUGCGGAUGGAUUCAACGCUUCGGGAUUUACUCUGAACGAACUGGAAGCACAACAGCAAAGCCGUGCCAAGAGAUUUCUCAAAGCCUCCGAGCUAGAUAAUCAAAUCUUCUUAAAGAACUUGUAUCUCAAUGCUUACGAGGAUGAAUAUCGAGAGAAUGUGAAACGUUCGAUAGAAUCGUACGAUCAUACGAAAAGUAGUUGGUCGGCUUCGAGAAGGCGCAAGGGUAAUCUCGACAUUUACGAGAUCAAGUGAUGAAGUUUCAAGUGUUGUGAUAUUAACGGAAUUUAUUAAGUCAUUUACCGAUAUCAAUCGAAUUUUAGGCGAUGUAUACACACUCACACAAUAUACGAUAUUAGCUGUAAUCGUCGUCCCUCGUCGGCACGCAUUGUAACGCGUGUCGCGCUUUUUUUUUUUUCAACGAGGAAAGAAGUUUGAAAAAAGAAGAAGAAGAAGAAAAGAAAAGAGAGAAAGUAAAAAGGAAAAAAAAAAAAAGAAAAAGAGAAAAGAAAAAAAAAAUAUACACUUAAGGGAAUAAAUCUUUUCCAUGCCAAAGUCCCUUCGCUCUUUAAGGUUAAAGCCGAAUUAGGUUCUGUGUGUGUCUAAUCUAAGAAUUAAGUAUGUAGAAAACUUUGUAGAUGUAUCAACGUGUCGAUGAUGUAGUGCAUUGACGAAAAAUCCGAUCAAAAAGAAAAAAAAGAAAAAAAAGAAAAAAAAAAAAAAAAAAAAAAAAAAAAAAAAAAAAAAAAAAAAAAAAAAAAAAAAAAAAAAAAUAGAAAAAAACUUCAACAGGAAAACUUUAUAGUUAGAGCGUAUUUCACUUCUAAUAUUAACUUUCUCUGAUUCUGUAAGCUAACCCUUAGUGUGAUUUAUAAAUAAGUCCGAUAUCUAAUUCCAACUAAAUGAAAUAGCCCAAGAUCACGAUACUCAUGAUUUUUGUAUUUCAUGCGUUGAAGGCCGCAUUAUUAUUCGAUGUACCUUGUAAUACGCAAAUUAUAAAAUUAAUAAGAGAAUAAGUGUUACCAGAAAGUCCCUUUAUCAAUAUGUUCGAGACAAUGAUUGUAAGAAGAAGAAAAAGAAGACGAAAAAGAAGAAGACGAAGAAGAUGAAGAAAAAGAAGAGAAGAAUCGUUAAAUCUACUUGCUAUCAUUUUAUUUUAUUGGAAAUCAUUUUAUUGAUAUUAUUUAAAAGAUCGAUCGACCAGGUAACGAUAAUUACGCGAACAACACUUGGGAUAAUUAAGUCUCGAAAAAAUCAUCCAUGGUAGUGAUCAAAUGUUCGAGGAGAGGGAAUGCUGCGUAACACCGGACACGGCUGAAAGAGGGACGUGCCUGGACCACCUGUCAAUAUCGUACUUCCCAUUAAUUACAGAGCAAUUAUAAUUCAUGAAUGCUCACGAGACCUUGUUCGAUUUUAUCUGCGACAACGUGCUCGUUAACACGUCCACAGCGUGAACCUGACUAUCCAGAGAUUUAAGGUCGAGUAAUUCCAAACAAGUCGUGUAUUCGUUUCUGAUAAUCGAAUCGUUUAGAAAAUAGGAUAAAGAAGAUUGAAAAUUAAAUGUCAUAUCUUAACGAUUAGAUUAUUUUUUAAUUCUUAUAAAAGAUUAAUUAAAUCGUUUUGUCAAUUGGACAAACAAUUUUAUUAAUAAUAAUAUCGUAAAUUUAUCGUUUAGAAGAAUGAUCAUUUGACAUCGAAGGAAAACGGAAACACAAGUAAAUUUCUAAUUUCAGCAAUAAGCUAAUUAGACGAGGUCGAGGCUAUUUAACAUCAAAGUGUGGGACACCGUGUGCAAAUCGAUAAGUACAUGGGGCAACGUACCUACCAGCCAUGAACAUCGGAAAGUGUCUCGGUGCGCCUGCGUUCAAACGAAAAAGCAAAAAAGAAAAUGAUCGUUGCAUGCACCACUAAUUCGUUUAGUCGAGAGAACAUGUGUAUAAAAGAGAGAGAGAGAGAGAGAGAGAGAGAGAGAGAGAGAGACAGAGAGAGAGAGAGAGAGAAAGAGAGAAAGGGAAAAGAGAAACCUCUCUCUCUUUCUCUCUCUCUCUCUCUCUCUCUCUCUCUCUCUAUCUUUCUCUUUUUCUCUUGCGGUAAGCAUUAUUCCAGUUCAUACCACGAUGAUUAUGCGGUCAGUUGAUACCAGCCGCUAAAUGCGCUAAUCGCGAGAGAGUUCAUGGUAAACAUCGAGAGCCGCCUACUUCGUGUUCCUCAUCUAUUAGAGCCCUGUUACGUGCCGUGCCGUCUUCUAUGCAAAUGAAUCUACGAAAGUAUGUUAAUAAUCUCUAAACAAACGCGCAAAAUAGAGGACAUGCCGACGUUAAAGUUUAGUAUCGUCAAAGCUAAUAAUAAGAGCUACUUAUUAUAGCUACUAUUUCUCUUUUUCUUUUUCCAUUUUUUUCUUCUUCUUCUUUUUUUUUUUUUUUUAUUUCUGUCUCUCUCUCUCUCUCUCUCUCAUUUCAAUUCGAAGAACUACGAUAUAUUUCAAUAUAUUUGUAAUAUAUCAUUACAGUGACAACCGGAUAAUAGUCCUGCUAUCCUUCUUUUUUUUGCUUCGUUUUUCCUUUUUCUUUUUGUUUCUCGAUUCGUUUUAGUUACGAGGGUGUUUGAAACGACAAAAAAAAAAAAAAGACGAAAGAAAUUU
Vespa velutina is the source of this 6076-nucleotide messenger RNA. RefSeq lists its product as uncharacterized. The transcript has 5 exons. NCBI's taxonomy places the organism in Eukaryota, Metazoa, Arthropoda, Insecta, Hymenoptera, Vespidae. Bases 406 to 3690 code for a protein of 1094 amino acids. Gene Ontology annotation, cellular component: extracellular region. Gene Ontology annotation, molecular function: peptidase inhibitor activity. The record is from RefSeq and is a predicted model, not a curated record.